Molecule: messenger RNA, 6678 nt
Organism: Anguilla anguilla (European eel)
Lineage: Eukaryota; Metazoa; Chordata; Actinopteri; Anguilliformes; Anguillidae
Product: phosphatidylinositol 4-kinase alpha-like
Exons: 55
Coding region: 57-6419 (2120 amino acids)
Biological process (GO): phosphatidylinositol phosphate biosynthetic process; phosphatidylinositol-mediated signaling
Cellular component (GO): plasma membrane; cytoplasm
Molecular function (GO): 1-phosphatidylinositol 4-kinase activity
Source: RefSeq, a predicted model, not a curated record
AUUUGCAGCUUGAAUUUGUCCUUUGCUGUUUUUGCGAGGCGGAUGGAGGAUCAAAAAUGUCGGUUAAAGGGGGUGGAACGAAAAGGUUUUAUUUUAACACUGUCUUAUCCCUUGCUCGAUCUCUGGCAGCGCAGCAGCAGGCUCCAGAAGAAAAGGUAAAGAAACUACAAUGCAUGUGCCCGGUGGACUUUCGUGGCGUCUUCCAGCUGGACGAGCGGCGCAGAGAUGCCGUGGUCGCCCUGGGCAUCUUUCUGGUGGAGUCUAAGUUGCAGCACAAAAAAAUAAUCCUGCCAUACCUGCUCGCGCUGCUGAAGGGAUUGCCUCGCGUGCAAUGGAUCGAGGAAAGCACCGAACGAAAAGCCCGGGAGAUUCUCCCUGUAGCAGAGAAUUUCUGCUUUUGCCUGGUCACGCUACUGUCGGAUGUGGCACAGAGAGACGAGAACUCGCGAAGCCAGAUCUUGGAAGCUGUGAUGGACGUCAUGCAGGCUCUGCGCGAGAUGUGCCUGACGCCGGAGAGUCACGAUAAAGAGUACCUGUGCAGGUACACGGUUCCCUGCCUGCUGGGCGUGUCGCGGGCCUUCGGUCGCUAUAGCAACACGGAGGAGCCCCUGCUGUCGCGGCUCUUCCCGCGGGCGGGGCCGGUGCUGGCGUGCGCGGCCGAGGAGGGGGAGGGCGUGCGCCGCCGGUCCUUCAACGACUUCCGCUCCAUCCUGCCCAGCUCCCUGCUGACCGUGUGCCAGGGGCAUACCGCCAGCACCUCCCAGCAGGCCAGUCCUGAAAGAGGAGGGCUGCCCCCUGGUUCUCCUGCUGAGCCGUCUGCUCAGUACUUUGAAGGGUCCUACCUCCCCGACGGCAGUGCGCUGGACCCGCAGUACUUCUUCUCCACGGUCAGCUCCAGCUUCUCGGUGUCGCCGCUCUUCAUGGGCAGUGGCGGGACGGAGUUCUCCCUCCCUCUGGACACGCUCCGGGCCCUGCUGCACAUGGUGAAACAGUUUGUGGCCGAAUCAUUUUUGAAAGCUGUGGACGUGACCAUGGCUGAGCUUGCAGAGGUCAAUCCCAGCAUCGACCUGCACUAUAAGACCUUCAGCGACCCGCUGUAUGUGGCCAUGUUUAAAAUGCUGAGGGACUCCUUGUAUUAUAUGAAAGACCUGCCGACCUCCUUUGUGAAGGAGGUGCACGACUUUGUCCUGGAGCAGUUCAGCAGCAGCCAAUCGGAGCUGCAGAAGAUCCUGCACGACGUGGAGCGGGUGCACAGUGACCUCAGCCCCCUGAAGCUGCGUUGCCAGGCCAACGCCGCCUGCGUGGACCUGAUGGUGUGGGCCGUCACCGAGGAGCAAGGGGCAGAGAACCUUUGCACCAAACUGUCAGAGAAGCUUCAGUCAAAGACCUCCAGCAAAGUCAUCAUCGCACACAUGCCUCUGCUCACCUGCUGUCUACAGGGUCUGGGACGUCUGUGUGAGCGGUUCCCCGUGGUGGCGCACUCUGUCACCAUGUCUCUCAGGGACUUCCUGGUGGUACCCUCACCCGUGCUGGUCAAGCUCUACAAGUACCACAGCCAGUACAGUGCAGCAGGCACCGGCGAGAUCAAGAUCAACGUGACCAAUGAGCACUCACAGUCCCUCAACCUGCUGUCCAAUCGCAAGGGCCAGCCCUCCAUGUACGAGCAGCUGCGCGACAUCUCCAUCGACAACAUCUGCCGGUGUCUGAUAGCAGGGCUCACCAUGGACAGCGUCAUCGUGGAGGCCUUCCUGGCCAGCCUGUCCAACCGCCUGUACAUCUCCCAGGAGAACGACAAGGAGGCCCAGCUGAUCCCGGACCACACCAUCCGGGCGCUGGGGCACAUGGCGGUGGCGCUGCGGGACACGCCGCGGGUGAUGGAGCCCAUCCUGCAGAUCCUGCAGCAGAAGUUCUGCCAGCCGCCAUCGCAGCUGGACGUGCUCAUCGUCGACCAGCUGGGCUGCAUGGUCAUCACCGGCAACCAAUACAUUUACCAGGAGGUGUGGAACCUGUUCCAGCAGAUCAGUGUGAAGGCCAGCUCUGUGGUGUACUCUGCCAAGGACUACAAAGACCAUGGAUACAGGCACUGCUCCCUGGCUGUGAUCAACGCGCUGGCCAAUAUCGCCGCCAACCUGCAGGGGGAGCAGAUGGUGGACGAGCUGCUGGUGAACCUGCUGGAGCUGUUUGUGCAGCUGGGCCUGGAGGGGAAGAGAGCGAGCGAGCGGGCGAGCGACAAGGGCCCCGCCCUGAAGGCCUCCAGCAGCGCCGGUAACCUUGGCGUCCUCAUUCCUGUCAUCGCCGUGCUGACCAGACGCCUGCCGCCAAUCAAAGAAGCCAAGCCGAGGCUGCAGAAGCUCUUCCGGGAUUUCUGGCUGUACUCCGUCGUCAUGGGCUUCGCCGUGGAGGGGUCAGGGCUGUGGCCGGAGGAGUGGUAUGAGGGGGUGUGUGAAAUCGCCACCAAGUCCCCCCUGCUGACCUUCCCCAGCGGAGAGCCCCUGCGGUCCGAGUUGCAGUACAACUCCGCCCUGAAGAACGACACCGUCACCCCGGCCGAGCUGAACGACCUGCGCGGCACCAUCAACAACCUCCUGGACCCGCCCCCUGAGGUCGCGGCGCUGGUCAACAAGCUGGACUUCGCCAUGUCCACAUACCUGCUGUCUGUGUACCGGCUGGAGUACAUGAGGGUCUUGCGGUCGCUGGAUGCCGAUCGUUUCCAGGUGAUGUUCCGGUAUUUCGAGGACAAAGCCAUACAGAAGGACAAAUCAGGCAUGAUGCAGUGUGUGAUUGCCGUAGGCGACAAGGUCUUUGAAGUCUUCCUCCAGAUGAUGGCCGAGAAGCCUAAAACCAAAGAGCAUGAGGAGGAGCUGGAAAACCACGCCCAGUUCUUAUUGGUCAACUUCAACCACACCCAUAAGAGGAUUCGCCGGGUGGCUGACAAGUACCUGUCUGGAUUGGCAGAAAUGUUCCCUCACCUGCUGUGGAGCGGUCGGGUCCUGAAGACCAUGCUGGACAUCCUGCAGACCCUCUCCGUGUCCCUGAGUGCCGACAUCCACAAGGACCAGCCGUACUACGACAUUCCAGACACCCCCUACCGGAUCACGGUGCCCGACACGUACGAGGCCAGAGAGAGCAUAGUGAAGGACUUCGCUGCUCGCUGUGGGGAGAUCCUGAAGGAGGCCAUGAAGUGGGCACCCUCAGUCACUAAAUCACACCUACAGGAGUACCUGAAUAAGCACCAGAACUGGGUGUCGGGCCUGUCCCAGCACACGGGCCUGGCCAUGGCCACAGAGAGCAUCCUGCACUUCGCUGGGUACAACCGCCACAGCACCUCCCUGGGGACCACGCAGUUAACGGAGAGACCAGCUUGCGUCAAGAAGGACUACUCCAACUUCAUGGCCUCCCUGAACCUCAGGAAUCGCUACGCAGGGGAGGUGGCAGGCAUGAUAAAUGUGGCAGAAGCCACUCGCAGCGGCACGGACCUCAACCAGCUGAUGAUUGGACAGAUGAAACAUGCGCUGGACAGUGGCCAACCAGAGGCCUUCACCCAGGCCAUGUUCAAACUGGCCGCCCUGCUCAUCAGCUCCGCAGAAACGGACCCUCAGCUCCUGCACCACCUGUGCUGGUCGCCGCUGAACAUGUUCACGGAGCACGGCAUGGAGACGGCCAUUGCAUGCUGGGAGUGGCUGCUGGCUGCCCGGGACGGUGUGGAGGUCACGUUCAUGCGGGAGAUGGCGGGGGCGUGGCAGAUGACGGUGGAGAAGAAGAUGGGGCUGUUCUCGGAGGCGAAGGUGGAGGCCGACCCCCUGGCAGCGUCUGAGGAGAGCCAGCCCAUACCCUGCCCCCCCGACGUCACCCCCCACUACAUCUGGAUCGAGUUCCUGGUGCAGCGCUUCGAGAUCGCUAAGUACUCGAGUGCGGACCAGGUGGAGAUGUUCGGCAGCCUGCUGCAGCGCUCCCUGUCCCUCACUGUUGGCGGGCCCAAGAGCAGCCUCAACCGUCACGUGGCCGCCAUCGGGCCCCGCUUCAGGCUGCUGACUCUGGGCCUGGCUUUCCUCCACUCGGACGUGGUGACGAGCACCACCAUCCGCAACGUCCUGCGGGAGAAGAUCUACUCCACCGCCUUCGACUACUUCAGCGGCUCCUCUAAGUUCCCCACGCAGGGGGACAAGAGGCUGCGGGAGGACAUCAGCAUGCUGACCCGCUUUUACGCCGGCAUUCUGUCCGACAAAAAGUACCUCGCGGCCGGCCAGCUGGUGCCCCCCGGUGAGCCUGGCGCCAAUCCGCCGCACAGCACCCUUUCCGCCGGGAUUUUCGGAUCGCUAAUUGUUUCCAGCACUUCUCCGAUAUCGAUCUUAAAUAACCAGGACCCGACCAUGAGCAGCCUGUCUGUGGUGAGCGCGGCCGACCCGCGGAACAGCAUGGACGUAGCGGUGGGGUCCCGGCAGCAGAGCGGCCAGGGCUGGAUCAACACUUACCCCCUGUCCAGCGGCGUCAGCACCAUCUCCAAAAAAUCAGGACUUUCAAAGAAGAGCAACCGGGGAACUCAGCUUCACAAGUACUACAUGAAACGCCGGACCCUGCUGCUGGCCUUGCUGGCCAGCGAGAUCGAGCGUCUGACCACCUGGUACAACCCGCUGUCCACCCAAGAGCUGUCGGUGCCCACCGAGCAGUCCGUGGAGACCAGCAUCGCCAACUGGAGGUCCAAGUACAUCAACCUGAGCGAGAAGCAGUGGAAGGACCACGUCAACCUGGCCUGGAGCAUCUCACCGUACCUGGCCCUGCAGCUACCUGUGAGGUUUAAGAAUUCGGAGGCCAUUGUUGCCGAGGUGACGCGGCUGGUGCGUCUGGAUCCCGGUGCGGUCAGCGACGUUCCGGAGGCGGUCAAGUUCCUGGUCACCUGGCACACCAUCGACGCCGACUCCCCGGAGCUGAGCCACAUCCUGUGCUGGGCGCCGGCCGACCCCCCCACGGGCCUGUCCUACUUCUCCAGCCUGUACCCCCCCCACCCGCUCACCGCCCAGUACGGCGUCAAAGUGCUGCGCUCCUUCCCCCCCGACGCCAUUUUAUUCUACAUUCCUCAGAUUGUUCAGGCGCUCCGGUAUGACAAGAUGGGGUACGUGCGUGAGUACAUCCUCUGGGCUGCCCAGACCUCCCAGCUCCUGGCUCACCAGUUCAUCUGGAACAUGAAGACCAACAUCUUCCUGGACGAGGAGGGACACCAGAAAGACCCUGAUAUCGGGGAGCUUCUGGAGCAGAUGGUGGAGGAGAUCACAGGCUCUCUCUCCGGUCCCGCCAAGGACUUCUACCAGCGCGAGUUUGACUUCUUCAACAAGAUCACCAACGUCUCUGCCAUUAUCAAGCCCACGCCCAAAGGGGAGGAGCGUAAGCGGGCGUGUCUGAAAGCCCUGUCCGACAUCCGGGUCCAGCCUGGCUGUUAUUUACCCAGCAACCCGGAGGCCAUUGUGCUGGACAUCGACUACAAGUCCGGGACUCCCAUGCAGAGUGCUGCGAAGGCCCCUUACCUGGCCAGGUUUAAAGUCAAGCGCUGUGGGGUGAGCGAGCUGGAGAAAGAAGGGCUGAGCUGCCAGUCUGACUCCCUGGAGGAGAACGAGGAGGCGGGAGCGGGGGCAGGGAGGGUGUGCUGGCAGGCGGCCAUCUUUAAAGUGGGCGACGACUGCCGACAGGACAUGCUGGCGCUGCAGAUCAUCGGCCUGUUUAAGAACAUCUUCCAGCUGGUGGGGCUGGACCUGUUUGUGUUCCCCUACCGCGUGGUGGCCACCGCACCUGGGUGCGGCGUCAUCGAGUGCAUCCCGGACUGCAAGUCCCGUGACCAGCUGGGGCGGCAGACAGACUUCGGGAUGUACGACUACUUCAGGAACCAGUAUGGCGACGAGUCCACGCUGGCCUUCCAGAAGGCGCGGUAUAACUUUAUCCGCAGUAUGGCAGCCUACAGCCUGCUGCUCUUCCUGCUGCAGAUCAAAGAUCGGCACAACGGCAACAUCAUGCUGGACAGCAAGGGUCACCUCAUCCACAUCGAUUUUGGGUUCAUGUUUGAGAGCUCCCCUGGGGGGAACUUGGGCUGGGAACCGGACAUCAAGCUGACGGACGAGAUGGUGAUGAUCAUGGGUGGGAAGAUGGAGGCCACACCCUUCAAGUGGUUCAUGGAGAUGUGUGUGCGUGGUUACCUGGCAGUUAGGCCCUACAUGGAUGCUGUUGUUUCCCUGGUAACGCUGAUGCUGGACACCGGGUUGCCGUGCUUCCGAGGACAGACCAUAAAGCUGCUCAAGCAGAGGUUCAACCCCAACGCCAGUGAGAAGGAGGCCGCAGCUUUCAUCAUUAAAAUCAUCCAGAGCUGCUUCCUCAGCAGCAGGAGCAAAACCUACGACAUGCUGCAGUACUACCAGAAUCAGAUCCCGUACUAGCACCCGGUUAAGGACACGCUGCAACCCCCCUUCGGUGUUUUCCCAAACCAAAAUCACUUUGAUAUACUCUGAUAAUCUGCACUUUAUAUAUUUAAUAUUUCACAGACCUUCGUUAGCCCUUUCCUAGAAUUUAAAACAGAGAAUUACAUGUUAGGUCAGACUCAUGCUCUAUCAUUCGAGGGCUAAAAGUCUGGGACAUUUCCCCGCCAUCCCAGAGCUGUUUACUGUAUCUGUCUGUGGUAAAUGGGUAUUUUGAAAA